Messenger RNA from Amaranthus tricolor (Joseph's coat), 1708 nucleotides. RefSeq names its product sugar transporter ERD6-like 5. Bases 98 to 1555 code for a protein of 485 amino acids. Gene Ontology annotation, molecular function: sugar transmembrane transporter activity. The record is from RefSeq and is a predicted model, not a curated record. Gene Ontology annotation, biological process: transmembrane transport; carbohydrate transport. Lineage: Eukaryota; Viridiplantae; Streptophyta; Magnoliopsida; Caryophyllales; Amaranthaceae. Gene Ontology annotation, cellular component: membrane. The transcript has 18 exons.
GAUAACCACUAUUUUGUCAUCAUUGUAUUGUUUUAUCUUCUAAGCUCUGAUUCCAAUUACAAUCAUCCACUAUGUUUAAUAGCAGAAUUAUCACCCAAUGAAACAAGAUAUGGAGAAUGAAACAACCAUGGAAGAAAACCAGCAACUACCAUUAACAUACGUCAGCAGUAGCAGGGCCCCACUGCUAAGCAAAGACACAGAUAAUAGGUCUCCACCAGAAGCAGCAGCUACUAGAGUUGUUAUAUUCAGCACUCUGGUUGCCAUUUCUGGUUCCUUUGUUUUUGGUUCAUCUGUGGGAUUUUCAUCACCAGCUGAAUCUGGAAUGAUUUCUGACCUGAGACUAACUUUAGCACAGUAUUCAGUUUUUGGAUCAAUAUUGACAAUUGGAGCAAUGAUAGGUGCAAUACUAAGUGGCAGGAUAGCUGAUCGUUUUGGAAGAAAAGGCGCUAUGGCAUUCUCGGAACUUCUAUGCUUUGUAGGAUGUCUUGCCAUCGUAUUUGCAAAGGUGGCUUGGUUACUUGAUACUGCAAGGCUACUGAUCGGCAUUGGGAUUGGAAUUCUUUCUUACGCAGUACCUGUGUAUGUGGCCGAGAUUACUCCUAAAAACCUUAGAGGGGUGUUUACAGCGGCCCAUCAGCUGAUGAUUUGCUGUGGUGUAUCAAUAAUGUGGCUUAUUGGAACUAUUAUUCGGUGGCGCAUCCUUGCUUUAAUCGGGACUGUUCCGUGCAUUCUGCAGCUUGUAGGUUUAUUAUUCAUCCCAGAGUCCCCACGAUGGCUCGCGAAAAAUUCAAGAUGGAAGGAAUGUGAAGAUGUUUUGAAGUACCUUAGGGGACGACAAGCCAAUAUUUCACUCGAAGCUACAGAGAUUAGGGAGUAUACAGAAAGCCUUCAAGACUUAUCUGAAACGAAGUUUCUUGACCUGUUCCGAAAAGAAUAUACGCGUUCACUGAUAGUCGGAGUUGGGCUGAUGGUGUUUCAACAAUUUGGAGGUGUUAACGGAAUUGCAUUUUAUGCAAGUUCGAUAUUUGAAUCUGCAGGUUUCUCAGGAAGAGUGGGGACACUAGCAAUGGUUUCACUGCAGGUUCCUAUGACGGUUGUGGGCACUCUUUUGAUGGAUAAAUCUGGACGACGACCUCUUCUAAUGAUUUCGGCUGCUGGUACUUGCUUGGGUUGCUUCUUGACAGGCUUGUCAUUUUUAUUCCAGGAUCUUCAAAUGUGGAAUACUAAAGCUCCCUCUUUGGCACUCGUUGGAGUGUUGAUGUUUUCGGCAUCUUUCUCAUUGGGCAUGGGUGGUGUACCAUGGGUUAUUAUGUCGGAGAUUUUUCCGAUUAAUGUGAAGGGUUUAGCUGGGAGUCUAGUAACGGUGGUAAACUGGCUCGGUUCGUGGAUAGUUUCGUUUGCUUUCAACUUCUUAAUGAGCUGGAGUUCCCCUGGUACUUUCUUCAUAUUUUGUGUGAUUUGUGGUUCAACGGUCAUGUUUGUUGCAAUACUUGUACCGGAGACUAAGGGACGCACCUUAGAGGAGAUUCAAGCAUCCAUGACAUUGGGUAGAUAGAUGGCAAAGUUAUGUGAAAAAAUUUUCCUAGCUUUAUCAUUCAUCCUCUUGAUUAGGUUAUAUGCAUAUGUCCUAUAACACUUGUUGAAUGAUAUAUUAUGCACAUUCCUAUAAUUUAAUGAUGUGAAAGAUCAUGUGAUUCCUGGUGGAGAA